Molecule: messenger RNA, 2532 nt
Organism: Ilyonectria robusta
Lineage: Eukaryota; Fungi; Ascomycota; Sordariomycetes; Hypocreales; Nectriaceae
Product: fungal-specific transcription factor domain-containing protein
Exons: 1
Coding region: 1-2532 (843 amino acids)
Biological process (GO): regulation of DNA-templated transcription; DNA-templated transcription
Molecular function (GO): zinc ion binding; DNA-binding transcription factor activity, RNA polymerase II-specific; DNA binding
Source: RefSeq, a predicted model, not a curated record
AUGGCUUCUUCAUCACAGAAUCCCUAUGCUCGAUCUCCAAAUCUGUCCACCAGAUCGUACGACUCUUCUUCAGUCUCGUCCGCUACGUCGCCUAGGCCUUCGUCGCAGUAUCUUGCCGGAGUAAUGAGCGCCAACCCAAGAUUAAAUGCGGCGCCGACGCCCCAGCCGAUUGGCAUCCCGCAUCUUCCUUCAGUCAGCCAGGGAUUCCAACCAUACACCCCAAUGGCUACGUCUUCGUCCCUGGGGCAGGAGUCCCUUGCCUCGACUGAUUCUGUAACGAGCACCCCAGGCCCUUCAAGCGCCCAUCUCCCCGGCUCACAGGGACAGAAACGGGCCUAUCGCCAACGCAGAAAGGAUCCGAGUUGCGACGCCUGCCGGGAGAGAAAGGUCAAGUGUGAUGCCACUGAGACGACGAGUUGCUCCGAGUGCUCCAGCCGAAAUGUCAAGUGCCAGUUUACCAAGGAGACAAACCGGCGCAUGUCGUCGAUUAAGCAGGUCCAGGAUCUGGAGAAACAGAUGGAACGGGUAAAGAGGGAGAACAAUGGCUUGCGGCGGAUGCUCCAAGACAAGGACGGGUCGAUGGACUUGGACAUAGAAGCGCCAGAUCAACCAGCCCCUCUACUACCAGCCAUAGGAUCAGAACCGAAGCGACGAAAACGACCAGCACCUGUCCCGGAGCUGGCCAGAGCACGAGCGAACGUACGGAACUUCUCGAAGGGUGUCUGGAAGCCUCCGGCGCAAUACCGCACUCCAGGUCUGGCGUCCUUCAACCCCCCAAAGCCGGAACUUCCUCCGCGGCACGUCGUGGACCAGCUACUACACGGCUACUACACUUCAUCACAUGCGAUGUUUCCGAUAUUACACUUCCCAACAUUCCGAGCGGCAGUUGAAAGCCUAUACUCCAGCAGCGGCUUGGCCAGGGCAUCGCCAACAUGGCUCUCACUCUUCUUCUCCGUCCUCGCUGCAGGGAGUCUGUUCGGCGCUGCAUCCCAAUCAGCCUCGUUCUACCAGCCUGCUGAGUUCCUCGAAAUGGCAAACAAGAUGCUUGACCCUUGGAACGACGACUUCGGACUGGAUAACGCGAGGGCGCUAGCUUUGAUUUCCCUCUGCCUCAACGAGAUGAAUUUGAAAUCCGCAGCAUGGACAUGGUUGGGCAGGGCAGUCCGAGUCGGCCAAGACCUUGGGCUUUACUCUGAGUCGGGGCCGUGGCCAGUGAUCGAGGGCGAGAUGCGCCGGAGGACGUGGUGGACCAUCUACAUCCUGGACAGGACUCUCGCUACCGAGCUCGGCCGGCCAGUCUUGAUCGACGACGAGGAUUGCGAUGUUUCGUUGCCUGCAGGGGUAGACGAUCAGUAUAUUCAUGAAGGUGGCAUGCUGGUGCCCAACGGUGCAGAGCCACUAACGCAUUCGCUGCUUGCUGUUAUCCACGUUGUCAGGUCUUACACGGCACUCCUCGCGGCUCUGACGCCACCGGCAUUGUCAUCGGUCCAACUUUCAACUUUCGAAGAGCAUUUCAAUAAGUGUCUCGGCACCUUUCCGCCAGCUUGCGAUCCUUCUAGCACCGUUCCCCUGGCGCCUCACUUCCUUGCGCCCCUAGCAUAUCUCUUCCACGCUCGAAUGCUCCUCCACCGACACCACCUUGAUCCGGGCUACCCCCUCGAAGCCCGACUUGCCUCUGUAGAGAGCUGCACGCACGUGGCCCUUGAGACUGCCUCUCUCCUGCACCGAUCGAACACUUCGCUCCUCGCCGACGGGGCAACAGCCCUCCUCACAACGCACAUUUUCCGAUGUACUCUAUUUCUGCUUCUCACAGGGUAUCUAGAACACGCCACCACGUGUAUCAGAGCUCUGGCUUCGAUAAGCACACGGAGAGAUGUUGCAACUCCAUGUGGCCGAUUCCUGUCGUUCUUCGUUUCCACCUUGGGAACGAAGAAGGCUGAAUUCGCCAACUACCUAUCCCGGAGUGCACCCCCUCCCCCCUUUGGCGCCCCACGCCCGUCGAUCGAUCACAAUUCUAUCCUCCAAAUGCUGUCGCGAGAUGAAGAUCUGCUAGCAUACGUGUCAGCGGACCUCCAAGCAUCCCCAGACGCCUCCUGGCUCUGGGCCGGUCUGGGGCGUGAGGCACAACUUCCCCCGAUUUCCUCCCCCGUGAUAUCGCAGGCCGCAGGAGCAAGCAGUGGUCUCGUCAGCUCGGAGACGCGAACAGGCCUAACAGAGUCGGAGGACAGAGAAUGGGGCGGAUGGGCGAGGCUUGAGACCGCCAUCCGUGGGCUGGACGUUGCGGGAAACGUGACGCCCACUCCCACGCCCUCAAACCCAACGUGGACGCUGCCCCCGCCGAUCAAGAGCGAGACGCCUGGCCCAGCGGUGGAAAUCCCUCGGCUAGGCGAAGUCCCACGCUUCGGAUCCGAAGCCCCAAGGCUGGGAGAUGCCAGCGGAAGAGCGAGCCCGGCAACCGGCAGCAAUCAGAGCGCGAGCGGGAGCGCCCCUGGGAACUCCAAGGACCGUCUGAGCAUUGCAAACAUAAUCUGA